Messenger RNA from Alligator sinensis (Chinese alligator), 595 nucleotides. RefSeq names its product pleckstrin homology-like domain family B member 3. Lineage: Eukaryota; Metazoa; Chordata; Crocodylia; Alligatoridae. The annotation marks the transcript as partial. The record is from RefSeq and is a predicted model, not a curated record. The transcript is spliced from 3 exons.
GGACAGGGCUUGAUUCCCACCUUGACCUCACCAUCUUCCUCCUCAGGAAGCCAAGAAAGCUGCCCAGCAGGCCUCAAAGCCCCCAGAGCUCCCGCCCCCUGCCAAGACAAGGAGGAGACAAAGCUGAAAGGUGUCAUCUACUUCCAAGCCAUCGAGGAGGUUUAUUACGACCAUCUUCGCAGCGCCUGGAAGAGCCCCAACCCAGCCCUGACCUUCUGCGUGAAGACCUACGACCGCCUCUUCUGCCUGGUGGCCCCCAGCGCCGAGGCCAUGCGCAUCUGGAUAGACGCCAUCGUCACGGCCGCCGAGGAGAAUGCCCGCUACUGACCCUGCCCCUGGCCGUGACCGUGGCCCUGCCCCCAGAUGUGGGACCCUGGCCUUGGCUCCACCCACUAAGGGAGGCAGAGGAAGCUGGAGUGUUGACAUCUCCUCCAAGGGCGAGGCUCAUUGGAGUCUCCAAGGGAGGGGGGAGAGGCUAGAAACUUGGCCCCACCCUUGCUCGACUGCUGGUGGCAGAGAGGACACAAGGAGCUGAGUUGUUGAGUGUCUUCUCAGCCUGUUGUACCAAUGGGAGGUGGGCUGGGUCCAAUCGGAG